AUGGGUGCCACGGCAGACCCCCCCGAGCCCCAGGCCCAGGGCGCCACAGAGGCCCCAGCCGGGCCCGCGCACCACCUGUUCCUCCCCGGCUGCAGCCGAGCCGAAGGGUCUCCUGGCGCCGGCAGCAGGCCCUGCCCCAGCCUGGGCCCCGUGCCCGAGGGCAGGGUGCUGAGUCCUCCACAGAGAGCGUUGGCGGCCCCCGCGUGGCCCUACCCCACGCCGCCCCCCGGCCCACGGAGCAGAGACCUGAGGACGUUGCAGGUUCUGGGGACACUGGCCAUGCUGUGGCUCGGUGGCGUGGCUCUCAUCUACCUCCUGUGGCGAGCACCCCAUCUGCCCGCCGGGGCCCUGGACUGUGGCCCCAGCCCAGCCCGGGGGCCCCUGUCGGGGGAGGACCGGCAGCAGCGGCCAGAGCCCUGUCAGCUGGCCCUCGUAGAGAGCUCCCCGCAGGACCUGCCCUUUGCGGCCGGCAGCCCGUCUGCACAGCCCCUGGCCCAGGCCUGGCUGCAGCUGCUGGACACCGCCCGGGAGAGCAUCCACAUCGCCUCCUACUACUGGUCCCUCACGGGCCCCGACAUCGGGGUCAACGACACGUCGGCCCAGCUGGGAGAGGCCCUCCUGCGGAAGUUGCAGCAGGCCCUGGACAGGAACGUGUCCCUGGCUGUGGCCACCAGCCACCCGACGCUGGUCAAGGGCUCCACCGACCUCCAGGUGCUGGCAGCCCGAGGUGCCCAGGUGCGGCGCGUGCCCAUGGGGCGGCUCACCGGCGGCGCCCUGCACUCCAAGUUCUGGGUCGUGGACGGGCAGCACAUCUACCUGGGCAGCGCCAACAUGGACUGGCGGUCCCUGACGCAGGUGAAGGAGCUGGGUGCGGUCAUCUACAACUGCAGCCGCCUGGCCCGGGACCUGGAGAAGACCUUCCAGACCUACUGGGUGCUGGGGGCCCCCAAGGCUGUGCUCCCCAAACACUGGCCUCAGAACUUCUCAUCCCACAUCAACCGCUUCCGGCCUCUCUGGGCCCGCUUCGAUGGCGUGCCCACCUCAGCCUACUUCUCGGCAUCGCCGCCUGAGCUCUGCCCCCGUGGCCGCACCCGCGACCUGGAUGCGCUGCUGGACGUGAUGCGGGAGGCCCGGCAGUUCAUCUACGCCUCGGUGAUGGACUAUUUUCCCACCACGCGCUUCGCCCACCCCGCCAGGUACUGGCCAGUGCUGGACAACGCGCUGCGGCAGGCGGCCUUCAGCUGGGGUGUGCGCGUGCGCCUGCUGGUCAGCUGCUGGCUCCACACGGACCCCAGGAUGUUCCCUUACCUGCGGUCCCUGCAGGCCUUCAGCGACCCCGCAGCCGGCAUCUCUGUGGACGUGAAAGUCUUCAUCGUGCCCGUGGGGAAUCACUCCAACAUCCCGUUCAGCAGGGUGAACCACAGCAAGUUCAUGGUCACCGAGAAGGCAGCCUACAUCGGCACCUCCAACUGGUCGGAGGACUACUUCAGCAGCACCUCGGGCGUGGGCCUGGUGGUCAGCCAGAGGGCCUCUGCCGCCCAGCCUGCGCAGCGCACGGUGCAGGAGCAGCUGCGGCAGCUGUUUGAGCGGGACUGGGGCUCCCGCUACGCCAUGGGCCUGGACGGACAAGCCCAGGGCCAGGACUGCGUGUGGCGGGGCUAGGCCCCCGCCCCCGGCCUUCCCAGCCCUUGGUGGGCGCUGCUCCCCACCCGGCCCGCCCCUCCCCGUCGGUCCCCCAGCCUGGGCUCCAAGCAGCUCUGCUCGCGCAAGCCGUGGUCAGGGUCAAGGCUGCGCAAGGCCCAGUGCAGCACUAGAAGCUGUUUGCUGCCCCUGCUCUGUAAAUACAGCCCCUUAACGGCCACCACCUCCUCCUGGGAGCCCCCCCGGGGCACCUCUGCAUGAU
This is a messenger RNA of Pteronotus mesoamericanus, 1903 nucleotides long. RefSeq names its product phospholipase D family member 4 (gene PLD4). Lineage: Eukaryota; Metazoa; Chordata; Mammalia; Chiroptera; Mormoopidae. The coding region runs from base 1 to 1662 and encodes 553 amino acids. The transcript is spliced from 12 exons. The record is from RefSeq and is a predicted model, not a curated record. Gene Ontology annotation, biological process: hematopoietic progenitor cell differentiation; phagocytosis. Gene Ontology annotation, molecular function: catalytic activity. Gene Ontology annotation, cellular component: trans-Golgi network membrane; endoplasmic reticulum; nucleus.